UUCGCAACAUUGAGUGAGCUGAAUAAGGAUAAGAAAAGUCGAGCGAGAAGUCGUAGCAGUAGUGCAAGCUCAAACGAUGAGAAACAUCAGCAAGGAUUUUUUGUUGGUGGAAGUGAGCACAGUGGUCAGCAAGUGCUCGGACCAAGUAGUUCAUCACGUAACUCAUCGCAUAAUGAUCUAAUUUCUAUGCUGUUCGAAUCAGCUAGGUCACACGGUGCCGAAGCAGUGACACCAGAUGAAAGCGGUGCCAUGAGCCGGCACAGUAAUCACGCAGUUAAGUUCAAAUCUGCUGGAUAUCGUUUGGGUGAUUCUCAUGCUCCAUCUGAAAGUGUUCUGCCAUCGCAUCCAACGCCCACUGAUGAGCAACAGCAAGAACAGAAUUUACUCGUUUUCUUCUCUUUCUUUCAGCAAGAAGUAAUUCUGAAGAUGUGGGAAAACGGCUUCUCGAUAGAUGACGGUCCAUUGCGUACGUUCGAUGAUCCGGAAAGUCGAUCGUUUUUGCAGAGUAUCAUGCAGGGGCAUAUCCCGGUUGAGUUGGUUCGUCAGUAUCCGGGUCGUGUGAUCGACUUGCGCAUGGAACGUAAGACAGAGCCAUAUCAAGAACCUAAACUCAAGCCAUUCAGUGGCCACGGUCAACGUCUCGGUGAUAUUGUGCCGCCAAUAGUGGGUGCGGGCACACUUGGUCAGAAAUUGGAUAGUAGUGAAACGGGGCACUCAUCUGAGAGCGUUUCUGAGACUGAUCCGAUAACGACCGCGCAACAGUCGAUAACUUUGCGUGAUGGUGAACCGACAACGCAGGUUCAGAUUCGUUUGCCGAAUGGCCAGCGGAUUAUUGGACGCUUCAAUCACACACAUACAGUCGAGGAAGUGCGCUCGUUCAUUGUUGCCGCGGUGCCAGAGUUCGCAUUCCAGCCGUUCUAUAUGAUGACAACGUUCCCGAGUAAAGUGAUUGAGCAGGAGCGAGAGACGUUGAAAGACGCAGGUCUAUUGAACUCGCGGAUUUUCAGGAGAAUGGGUUUGCUGGAGUUGACAGGUUUCGAUAAGGUGCUGAAAGCGUUCAGAAUAAUCAAACAAAUUGGUGGCGUACGAGCUGCGAUCAGAAAACGAUAUUUAAUGGACGAAACACGGGUUGGAACGUUGGUUGGCGAGGAUAAAUUCGGCCAUAAGUAUUAUGAAAACAACGAAUAUUAUAUGCCAAGAAAUCGUUGGGUUGAGUUUCCUGAGUAUAAGUGGCUUGAAUACGAUGCAACACAAGUACCACCUGAAUGGCAUCGUUGGCUACAUCAUAUGACAGACAAAACACCUAUUGAAGAUCCUCCAGUCGAACGAAAAUGGAUUCUAACUCACGAAGAAAAUCUCAGCAUAUUUGAUGACAAGAAAUUCAUCCCGUAUUCAACAACGCGAGCCAAGAUAACCGGUUGGCAGCCAGGCACGAGAACUGGAAAGCCGUGA
Anisakis simplex (herring worm) is the source of this 1452-nucleotide messenger RNA. The record is from the annotation of a GenBank genome assembly. Lineage: Eukaryota; Metazoa; Nematoda; Chromadorea; Rhabditida; Anisakidae.